This is a messenger RNA of Exaiptasia diaphana, 426 nucleotides long. RefSeq lists its product as uncharacterized. The transcript has 3 exons. NCBI's taxonomy places the organism in Eukaryota, Metazoa, Cnidaria, Anthozoa, Actiniaria, Aiptasiidae. Bases 1 to 426 code for a protein of 141 amino acids. The record is from RefSeq and is a predicted model, not a curated record.
AUGGACAUUCGAAAAUAUGGCUAUGCCUUUGAGGAUAAAAGGAAGAGUUUGUCUGAUAGUACCAUGAAGAACAAAAGCUUACAAGYCACCGAAAACAACAAUGAAGUAACAAUGAGGCGAAGAAGAGAAGAGAGUGAAAUGGAUUUUGAGCUAAAUGGCGUUCCCUUUGCAAAGAGCUCAAAGACAGUACGAAGAACAAACAAAUUAAACUGUCUAAGUCUUYCGCAAGAUUUCGACGACAACCUGGAAMCUAAUGUCUAUGAUGUUUCGACUGCAUGGAUGUUGGAAAAAAGGACCAAACAAUUUCCUUGGGAAACAGUUGGCCAUGCACGACGCGAAAAUUUUGGCAACAGUAUACGAGUCGAAAGCAUCGACGCAAAGCCCUUUCCUUUUGGAGUAGUGAGUAGUUACAAACUCUUUCCUUAA